AUGGCCCCUUCAUCAGUCUUUGUCAAGGCCGGCGCCGUCGCCUUGGCUGCUUUCACAUCAUCCGCCGCAGCGGCAGCUGUCGUUACACCAACCGAGUACAAGGUUGCAGAUGUAUACCAGGGACAGACUUUCUUUGAUCAGUUCAACUUCAUUAACGAUGUUGACCCGACCCAUGGAUUCGUCGACUUCAAGUCACAGGGUCAAGCAAAGAGCCAAGGGUUGAUCAGUGUCAACGCACUUGGACAAGCAUACAUGGGAGUUGACUCGACGACUGUUUAUACGGACCUAAACAAACGCGGAAGGGCUAGUGUCCGUGUGGAAAGCAAGAAGCUCUAUAAUGGAGGCCUCUUCAUCGCCGAUAUUGCCCACAUGCCCUCAUCCGUCUGUGGUGUGUGGCCGGCCUUCUGGACUUCCGGACAGCAAAACUGGCCAAAUGAUGGUGAGAUUGAUAUCAUCGAGAAUAUCAGCGAGGCCAAGCAGAAUGCCGUCACCCUGCACACAGGGACUACGGACUGCACCCUUUCCAAGGCUGCUCAGGGAGGAAGCUUAGUUACUUCGCACUGCUCCAACUACUACGCAGACCAUGUAACUCAGUGGGAGAACCAAGGUUGCUCUGUUGACAGUACCGACUCCACCAACAACUAUGGCGACGGCUUCAACUCCGUUGGUGGUGGGAUCUACGCGCUGGAAUGGACCGGAACGACUAUUAAGGUCUGGAACUUCCCUCGCCUCAGUGCCGAUGGUAUCGACGCAUUGAGCGCAAACCCAGACCCGACCAAAUGGCGCAAGGCCACCAUCACCACCGUUGGAGGCUCUUGCGAUGUUGCGAAACAGUUCAAGAACCACAACCUGAUCAUCGACACGACCUUCUGUGGUGAUUAUGCUGGCCAGGAUGUCUUCUGGCAAGCGACUACUUGCUACAAGUCCAACCCAACCAAAUACGCCAGCUGUGCAUCCUAUGUCGCCGCAAACCCGAGCAAAUACAAGGACGCAUACUGGCUUUUCAAUGGAGUCAAGCAGCACAAAGGCUUCAACUUCAACUUCGACCAAGGCUUCAACUUCGACCAAGGCUUCAACUUCGACUUCAACCAAGGCUUCGACUUCGACGUCGACCAAGGCUUCAACUUCGACUUCGACCAAGGCUUCGACUUCGACACAUACAGCAACUCUUCCACGACCGCCCCGACAGAUUACCCUACUCUCACUUCCACCAUCGUCACUACCUCCGUGUAUACCGUCACUAGCUGCGCGCCAACUGUGACAAACUGCCCGGUUGGCCAUGUCACGACAGAGGUGAUCACAAGCUUGACGACCUGGUGCCCUGGCAACCCAACCUACACGCCUGUCCCUACCACUACCCCUGAGUCUGAGGAGUACACCACCUCGACUGUGUAUGCCACCAAUGUCGUGACAAUUACCAAGUGCCCCCAGACUGUCACCGACUGCCCCGCUUCAUCCACCGUUGUUGUGACCUCCGUAUACCCAGUUUCGACCACCGUCUGCCCCGUUGGUUCCCUGCCAACCUACACCGGUCUUCCUUCUGUGAUUCCCCCAUACGGAAAUGGCAACGGGACCGCACCCGCUGGCCCUACCGGACCCGCUGGUCCAGGAGGACCUGCAAACCCAACCAAAUCAUCCGCCCCUGUUCAACCUAUCAAGCCAGUUACUCCAGAGCAGCCUACCAAGCCAAUUACUCCAGUGCAGCCUACCGUCCCGGCUUUCGCUAGCUCUGGAGGUAGGGUUGGAGCUAGCGUGAGCCUGUUGAUGGGUGUUGCUGCUGUCGCUCUGCUUUUGUAA
Pseudogymnoascus verrucosus is the source of this 1797-nucleotide messenger RNA. RefSeq lists its product as uncharacterized. The record is from RefSeq and is a predicted model, not a curated record. NCBI's taxonomy places the organism in Eukaryota, Fungi, Ascomycota, Leotiomycetes, Thelebolales, Thelebolaceae. Bases 1 to 1797 code for a protein of 598 amino acids. Gene Ontology annotation, biological process: glucan catabolic process. Gene Ontology annotation, molecular function: hydrolase activity, hydrolyzing O-glycosyl compounds. The transcript is spliced from 5 exons.